AUGUUCUUUGAUAUAUUAUUAAUAUUAAUUACGAUUACAUUAUGUUUUGUAAUAUUUUACACUUGGAAUUACGAUUAUUGGAAAAAACGCCGUAUUCCAUAUGAAUCACCAAUAUUUCCAUUUGGUAGCAUAAAAGAUGCAUUACUUUUGAGAAAACCUUUAGGCUCAAUUAUACAUGAACUAUAUUACAAAUAUAAAGAUUAUAAAUAUUUUGGCAUAUUUUUCGGACGACAUCCGGUAUUAUUUAUUCGUGAUCCAGAACUAUUUAAAAUGGUUACAGUGAAAAAUUUUAAUGAUUUUCAAGAUAAUACAGCAUCAAUGAGUGAAAAAUCUGAUAUAUUAGGUGCAUUAAAUCCAUUUAUAUUGAAAGGAGAACGUUGGAAAAUAUCACGAACACAUAUAACCCCAGCAUUUACUUCAUUAAAGAUCAAACAAAAUAUGUAUCCUAAUAUGGUUGAUGUUUCGGAACGUUUAAAAAUGUAUAUAACCAAAAAUUUGGAUAAUUUUUCUAAUGGUAUUAAAAUACAAAAUUUGGCACGAGAUUUUGCUAGUGAAAUAUUUACAUUAUGUGGCUUAGCAAUCAAAACGGAUGCAUUUGAGGAUUCAAAAAAUCCAUUUAAGAUAAUCGCCCAUGAAAUGUUUGAAACGGAAUCAUUUACUGGAAUUUUAAAAUUCAUAUUAAUGAUUGUCGAUCCAGCAGUGUCACUUUUACUUCGAACAGCAUUAAUGUCAAAAACAGCCGUUGAAUAUUUUCGGAAAGUGAUAAGAGAUGUUCGCCUUCAACGCAAGAUAAAUAACAUCAACACAAACGAUUAUUUCAGUUAUUUGGAUAAACUUCAAAUAGACAAUGCCGAUUUUUCCGAGGAUGAUUUAGCAUCGCAUAUAGUAACGUUAUUCAUCGAUGGUGUGGAAACAACUGCUAGUACAAUUAAACUUACGAUGGCGGAAAUUGUAGCAAAUCCACGGAUAUUUAAAAAAUUGCGGGAGGAAAUUGACACAAUUAUGGUGAAAUAUGAUAAUAAAUUAACGUAUGAUGCUCUGCGCGAUAUGACUUAUUUAGAUCAUUGUAUAUCAGAGGCGUUACGUAUGCACCCAUUAUUCAUGUUUUUUAUGCGAAAUUGCACAGCUGAUUCAUUUCAAUUCCCACCUCACAAAGAUGGUGUAAAUCGUGAUGUAAAAAUUGAUAAAGGUAUUUCAGUACUCUUACCGGUGUAUGCGUUACAACAUGACGAAAAUUUACAUGCAAAUCCUAAAACAUUUUAUCCAGAACGAUUUAGUGAUGAAGAUACCAAAGUUCAAUCAAAAGCUAUUUACUAUGGUUUUGGUGAUGGUCCACGAAUAUGUUUAGGUAUGAAAUAUGCACAAUUAGUAACAAAAAUUGGAAUAUGGGCCAUGAUUUCUAAUUUUGACAUUGUACUUAAUGAGAAAAGUAAAUAUCCGAUUAAAAAUGCUGGACCAUCAUUUAUUUUUGUACCUGAAGAUGAACCACUUUUAAAUUUUUACAAACGUGGAGAAAUUUAUAGUCGAUAAGAUUUGUGUAUUCAAAUAAAAAUUUUUUUUAAAUACUCUGAAA
Messenger RNA from Chrysoperla carnea, 1573 nucleotides. Its product is annotated as cytochrome P450 6a2-like. The record is from RefSeq and is a predicted model, not a curated record. Gene Ontology annotation, molecular function: oxidoreductase activity, acting on paired donors, with incorporation or reduction of molecular oxygen; heme binding; iron ion binding. The transcript is spliced from 7 exons. NCBI's taxonomy places the organism in Eukaryota, Metazoa, Arthropoda, Insecta, Neuroptera, Chrysopidae. Bases 1 to 1530 code for a protein of 509 amino acids.